UAUACAUAUAUAAAUUUAGAAUAUUAUUUAAUUGUUCUUCCUGAAUAUUUAUUUGACUUGUGAAUAUAAAUAAAUUUUAAAAUGAUUGCGAUUUUAAGUCUAUUGGAAUGAACUUCAGAGUGCAGCAUUUACUGUUUUGAUACGGAGAGUUUGUCAAUUGUUCAGUUUUGAAUUAAAAAUAUCUACGUGCAUAAAGAUGAUUUUAUCCACUUUGCAAUUUGCAACAGGAUCCUUAACAAAAAGUAUGAUUGUGUUUAAUAAAAAUUGUACGAUAUUACCGUAUUUGAAACACACUAAUUUUCGAGAUAUUCAUAUAACCUCAAAUAUAAUGAAACAAUUUCGAAUGGGAAAUCAGAAAAUAAGAGUUGAAGAAAAAAGAGAUAUAAUUAUGGAUGGAGAAGACACAGUCACUAUUUCUGACUCAGAUUCAAAGAAAUUAUUUCCUGAUGCUUCUACGCCAUAUCAAAUAUUUGAUGGCAAGGCAUAUAAUGAGUUAGAUAUUGUUAAUGUAAAGUCAACUCCGAACAACACAAUAAUGUCCCUUACUGAUUAUAUAGGAAAGGGAAUAAUGUUACAUUCGGCUGGAAUAGAAGGUUUCAAAAAUACAAGGAAGGGUACUAACAUUGCAGCACAACAAACCGCAAUUACAUUUGGAAGACGUAUGCUUGACAAUGGCUUCAGAACAGUGAGGUUGAGAAUACAGGGAAUUGGACCUGGCAGAAUGGGUGCUAUAAAAGGUUUUCAGCUAGCAGGAGUAAACGUUGUUUCUAUCACGGAUGAUACUAGAGUAUCAUACAAUCCUCCAAGACCAAGGAAACAAAGAAGAAUAUAAUUUAUAAAAUAUAUUAUAAUAUAUUGAAUAGAUAAAUUUACAUUAAAAUGUAAAAUUUUGUACAGAAUUAUGCGUUAAUCAUUUGAUUAAGAUACAAUA
Messenger RNA from Frieseomelitta varia, 931 nucleotides. It is a transcript of the gene mRpS11, whose product is annotated as 30S ribosomal protein S11. Bases 197 to 832 code for a protein of 211 amino acids. Gene Ontology annotation, cellular component: ribosome; mitochondrial small ribosomal subunit. NCBI's taxonomy places the organism in Eukaryota, Metazoa, Arthropoda, Insecta, Hymenoptera, Apidae. Gene Ontology annotation, molecular function: structural constituent of ribosome; mRNA 5'-UTR binding; small ribosomal subunit rRNA binding. The record is from RefSeq and is a predicted model, not a curated record. The transcript is spliced from 5 exons. Gene Ontology annotation, biological process: ribosomal small subunit assembly; translation; maturation of SSU-rRNA from tricistronic rRNA transcript (SSU-rRNA, 5.8S rRNA, LSU-rRNA).